Molecule: messenger RNA, 1437 nt
Organism: Epithele typhae
Lineage: Eukaryota; Fungi; Basidiomycota; Agaricomycetes; Polyporales; Epitheliaceae
Exons: 6
Coding region: 1-1437 (478 amino acids)
Source: RefSeq, a predicted model, not a curated record
AUGCUCCCCACCACCCGUCUCGGGGGCGGGUACUCCAACGGCCCCUCCGACCAUGCCCUCCUCGGUUGCUUCACCCGCCGCCGAAUCAUCAUCGCUCUCGCCUCCGUCACCCAGUGCCACGCAAGUCAUCACGUCCCCCGCGGUCACACCCCCGGAACCCCAGCGAAGACGGUCGCAGGGGAGAAUGCUACUUUACCGCCGCUGUACACUGGAUACCAUCGCGACCUCAUGCGCCUCCCACAGCACCACUGGGAACGCACAACGCCCGCUCCACACGAGAGGUUCUUCUUCGUCGCAGGUCAUGCCGCCGGCACCGGCUGGGGCAACGGGAUGGAGGAGUUCGUGAUGAACGGGUAUAUGGCGUAUAAGGCAGGACGAUCCUUCGUCUUCGGAAACUACACCUGGAACUCGGACGGUCCCCUGUACUCUGAGUACCACGGACACCUGAUCCCCUCCUUGAUUCCUUACAGCGCUAUCACCAGAGGAUACCUCACUGGCGACCCUCUCCCCGCAGGCGACCACGCGCCGCUCGCCGUCAGCCGCCAUUACUACGAGCAGCUCUGCCCAGAUCCCGUCAUCAUCUCCCGCGAAGAGGUCCACGACCACCUCGUCCAUCCACUCAACGCCAAGGAGGUCACCGACGCAUGGGUCGCGAAACUGAACAGCGUCGAUGACCCUUGCGUGCAGUCGGCCAAGAACUCCGGCCAGCUCUACGACUACAUGGUCCUCGGCGACCCCGACGCGAUGCACGACAUCUGGCCCGAGUUCUCCACCUCCCCCAUCAUCACCCACUGGCGCUGGUCCCCGCUCAUCGAGCUCGCCUACGACAUGAACCGCGAACUUUUCCAGCCGAGCGACACCACCGUCGAGCCCUUCUACGCCGCCAACACCGCCCUCACCAACAAGGCCCGCUACCCGCAGAUCCACGGCCUGCUCGCCCUCCACGUCCGCCGCGGCGACUUUGUCGAGCACUGCGACAACCUCCGGAACUGGGCGUCGACGUUCCUCGGCUUCAACUCGAUGCACGACAUGCUGGACCGUUUCGAGCCGCGGCCGCCGGGGGAGCCGGACCUGAACGCGGUGUAUAUGCCGCGGUGCUGGCCGACGGUGGAGCAGAUCGUGAAGAAGGUACACCAGGUGCGGCAGACGCCUGCGGGGAAGGGCCUGAAGCGGGUGCACAUUAUGUCGAACGGGCGCCCGGAGUACCUGGCCGAGCUCAAGCAGGCGCUGUGGAAGGAGGGCGGAUGGGAGGCGGUGGUGACGAGCCGGGAGAUGCUGCUGAACUGGGAGCAGAAGCACGUGUCGAUGGCGGUGGACAUGCUGAUCGGGCAGCGGGCGCAGGUGUUCAUCGGAAAUGGGUUCUCGACGCUGACCUCCAACGUCGUCAUGAUGAGGAAGGCAAACGGGUUCUCGGCGGGGAGCUCACGACUCUGGUGA